GUGUGUGUGUGUGUGUGUGUGUGUGUGUGUGUGUGUGUGUGUGUGUGUGUGUGUGUGUGUGUGUGUGUGUGUGUGUGUGUGUGGAAUCAACCACAGGCUGUGGCUCCAGGUAGGAGGGGACUGUGUGAAAGGGGUGGGGUUUACUGUAUAAGACUAAGUGAGAGUGUGUAUGCUCAAAGACUUCACAAGCAAGACGAGAACUAUCGGAGUCCGUGCGACCGACAGCAACACAUCUUCCAACAACAUCUCUCUCUUCAUCUAUCUUUUGGUCAUAAUAUACAUCAUAUAUUCACUCCCUUGUGAAUUCACUCCUGCUAUAGCUUCCAAGACUGACGAGAGUUCAGCACUCGGCACGAAGGGAACAAGGCGUCGGUGGCGAUGGCCUCGUGGUUCAGUUGGAGCAGUGAGUCGGACUACCGGAGUCCGCGGCGGGACCCGUCUGACGUGGUCAUGGACACCCUGAUGCUGGAGCUCAACUGGCAGCUGAAGGAGGCCGAGAGGAUGCAGCGUGAGAGGGACAGCGAGUACCGGCGCCUCCAGACUGGCGUGGACUACAGCUGGCUGGUCAACACGCCACGCAACACCUAUGACGUGUCACCUGGUGAGAAGCUGGGCCUGGAGGACCUGUGCUCCAAGGUGCAUCCAUCCUACUGCGGAGCUGUCAUACUGAGGUUCCGCCAGUUGGUGACUGAGAACGAGCCGGAGGUGCAGGAGGUACCUGCCCUUUUCCGCACAGUCGUCCUCGAGGCCUUGGACCGCAUGAGGGAGGAGCAGGAGGCGCAGCGGCUCUCGCGCCAGUGGAACAACAAACGGGCCAUGAGCAUGUCUCUCAUGAACUUCAAGUCACGCGUCAAGAUCAACCCCUUUGGCAGCACCUUGGGCCUGACCUCGACUGGAGGGGGAGGGGAGGGUGUGUGCGAGCUGAAGACGGUGUCAGAAGACGUGGAGAAGGCGCUGGAGGAAAGGGCUGACAGGUCCCAGAGGGUGUGGAGCAUGCCCAACUUCAGACAUAAAGGGCUGUACACUACCAAGGCCGUCUGAGCUGGGAAUCCACAGGACAAGUGUUGUGGUUCAGUGGAGGAUAGAGCAACACUAGUGAGAGGUAGCCUAUAAUAAACCCCUGGAACCUGCCCAGUCUGCUUUGAACAAGAAUGGGGAGAAAUAGGAGACAUGUCUCUCCCAUCCUCUCCUUCGGCAGUGUGGGGUCAUCCACUAUUGAAAGCUUUUGACUUAUGAAUUUGAUAUGGGGAGCUAUGCUAAGGAUGUUUCACAAUGUUUUGAGAUUUUCAGACACAUUCUUUGCUGUACCUUUAUUGUAAAUUAGAUCGUUUCUAAGAAAAUUGUGUUGCAUCCACUUCCUUUUACUGUGCUUUUUUUCAUUAUAACAACAUAAUACUCCGGAGCUACAUGUAUUUAAAUUGUAGUUAACCAAUGAGACUUACACAAUCAACAAGUUCAGUUUUUUUCUCAAGCAUUUUUUUGGCACUGUAAAGGGAAGUGCUGCUUAUCAUGGCUCUUUAGUGACCUUUUUAUAACUUGAAAAAUCAACAGUAAACUGACUGCUCUAUUGGAGUGGUUACCAUGACAUUGUAGAUUAUAUCAAUCUUCGUUCUAACUCUUUACAGUUGGAAUACAGUGCAUCUUGAUCUCU
Molecule: messenger RNA, 1651 nt
Organism: Oncorhynchus kisutch (coho salmon)
Lineage: Eukaryota; Metazoa; Chordata; Actinopteri; Salmoniformes; Salmonidae
Gene: rd3
Product: retinal degeneration 3, GUCY2D regulator
Exons: 3
Coding region: 379-1041 (220 amino acids)
Source: RefSeq, a predicted model, not a curated record